This is a messenger RNA of Selaginella moellendorffii, 520 nucleotides long. RefSeq lists its product as uncharacterized. Lineage: Eukaryota; Viridiplantae; Streptophyta; Lycopodiopsida; Selaginellales; Selaginellaceae. Bases 7 to 408 code for a protein of 133 amino acids. The transcript has a single exon. The record is from RefSeq and is a predicted model, not a curated record.
UUUCCAAUGGCGGCCGAGCGAAGGACGCCCAAGCCCGCGGAGGUAAUCGCCUACUACAAAUCCAAGGGCUUGAAUCAGGAGCAGGCCUGCGAGAAGGCAGUGGAAUCGCUCCAGAAGGCGCUGGCUCUCUCGCUCCGGCGGCAGCAAAUCCAGCCCGAGCGCAUCGCAUUGCUCGAGUCCCAGGUCGUGAAUGUCGGGCAGGCGGUGAGGGAUCUGGACAAGAAGCUCUCGCGGCUGGAGAUGGCGCUGGAUUCGAAGCCCGGCAUCGCGCAAAUCUUCGCUGCCGGGGUCGCGUCGGGCAGCGCAAUCCGGGGCCUCUUCGAUGGAGCUCCCCAUCUCUUCCGCGCAAUCGCCCAGGUUUCUGGAAAUAUCUCCAGCUCGAUGCGUCACAAAUCUUCCAGGCUUUAGAGCCAGGUAGAGUCGCAAGAUUGGAUUGAGCGAUGAAUGGAUUCAAAGAUUUCCAAGCUAGCAAGUGUUCUUCCUAGAUUGAUCAAUGGAUGGAAUGGAUCCAAGCUCGAAA